Molecule: messenger RNA, 3679 nt
Organism: Liolophura sinensis
Lineage: Eukaryota; Metazoa; Mollusca; Polyplacophora; Chitonida; Chitonidae
Exons: 6
Coding region: 213-839 (208 amino acids)
Source: RefSeq, a predicted model, not a curated record
CUAAUCGAAGAAAUCGAAUUCCUUUGUUCUUUAGGUCACCUCUUUCUGACAUUCACGAUGGUUUCAGUGUAUUGACAGGUGUUUGUAGAAAGACAAGGGGAGCAAAUUAUCCACGAUCCUGAAGUUUCUUCAACACACAUGGUGACAGAAGCAUUCAUAUCCAGCAACUAUUAUAGAACUAUCCAUUGUUGAACUGUUUAUUCAAGUUUGCUAUGUAUGAUUUUGUCCCUGUCUGUGAAACGCCCAGUGGUCACUGUGUGAAGUCCAAUGUCCAGCUGUGUGACAUAAAACCACCACAGUUUCCAGCAUGGUUCAACUCAGAAAAAAAGUCCAUGUUAAUGAAGAAUUGUCCAUCAUGGAAGGCAUACGAGGAGAACUGCAAAGGAGGAUUUGAUUCUCCGCCAUGGUGGGUGGCCUUAAUCGUGAUAACGUUUCUCUUUAUCACUGGCCUGGUGAUCUUCUUACUGUACAAGAAGAAAAGACUGAAAUGGGCAUCCAGGGUGAGUGAUGUAAGCCUUCAAGCCAAGCAGAUGUGCUGUAAACACGCAGUGGAGACCAGUAACACUAAGAGUAAAGACAAAGACCCGAGCUGUCCCAAGGGUGGUGGUGACAAGACACAGGAGAUUAGAGACAGGGUGACAGGGAGCCAACUGGAGGACAACUUCGGAAGUCCUACUCCUGCCACAGAGCCAUAUUACUAUGUCCUGGAAGAGCGUAGCUCUGUUGUCGUCAUCAAGAACUCUCCACCUGAGAUGGGAACCUUUGGUCGGAGAGUUAUCCCGCCCUACUCCCCCACCACAGUACAGAGCCCACCUCCCACCGCUGAACUGCAUCAAUAACAAUGGUCAUUUAAACCAUGGGAAACCCGCCGUUUUGUUUUAUCCCAGCGGAAAGGUACAGGUUGCUGAAGACAAAAGAAGAGAGAAUACUGGUCCAGAGAAAAGGAAGAAGAAAAAAGGCAAGAGCAAGCAAAACAGCUCCCAGUUGAACUCAACUUCAAAUAUUGAUGAUAAGUAUACGUAUGCCGAUUGAGACUUGUGCAAAUGUCAGUAUUUUCAAGACAAAGACUUUUUUGUAUGACCAUCUCUCUAAAUUAUUAACAAAGGUCUUUUCUGCAGGUCCUUUUCAUUUGUAAUUAAAAUUGCCUUAUGGGAUUCGGAUACAGUUACAAAAAUCAUUCCUGCAAAGUUGUGAAAAUCAGUCAUAAAUGAAUUUUUUUGGAUAGUAAUUGUUGUGAAAGUCAGCCAUUUGGUCAUUCAGUUCCAUUUAGUAUUAAACAACAUGUACUUUAGAAUGUCAUUAUAACCUUGAAAAUCAAAACAUUGAUAUUAGCAGGUUUUUGGGAAAGCAGUAUCUUUUUUACCAGCUGGUAUUAUCAUUCAGAGGACAUGAUAUCAGAUAUCUGUAGAUUUUUAAAAACAGUAUCUUUUUUUUUUUUUUUUCACUGAAAUUAAUGUUUUGAAGUUCAUAAUCUAAAAAUACAUAUACAUGUGGUCAUACGUGCAGAUGACAUGUCACAGUUUUCCAUGACACCCUUUGUUGUGAAUUUAAUUCCAGGGGAAAGACUGUUGGCUUUCAAAACAGUCCACAUAAAAACAUAAAAGCAGUCUGUGUCUCUGAAAAACGUUACUAAUAAGCCAGUCCUGAGUGUAUUUUUAAAACCAGCUCAUCUUCGUAAGAUGUAUUGGAGGUUUGUUUGAUGGCCUAUGUUUACUUUAUAUUAGUGCCUGAGUAGGGACACUUUGAUGAAAUGGAAAUACUUGCAAUGGUAUAGAUUUAUACUACAACUUUAAUACUAGUACGUGUAUAUUUUUAUUAGAUUUCAUACCUAUGUCAUGGACGUAUGUAAGUUUGUUUUAUGUUCUGGAAUAAUUUUGAAUGGAAAUGAAAACAUGACAUUGCAUUAUAUUUUGGAGAAAAAAAUAUGUUUAGUACACUGUUUAUGUCAAUAUUUUAUUUCAGGAAUUGCUUAUUGAAUUAAAAUGAAAAUGUGCAUAAUGUGGGGUUAGAUUUGUUGAAUGCAGGAUAAGUGGUAUUUUCUAGGUGUUUCUAGUGAAUAUUUUUGCAAGUUUAUAUAUUAUUGCUUCGUAACCAUUGUCAUUGUUUUUUGUCAUACUUCUUUUUAUUUACUAUGUGAACAUGUGAACACAACGAUUGGGUUUGCACAUGACACAAUGAAUAAGCAUGUUUGCAAAGAAGCAGUAUUGAUACAUAUAAAUGCAUUCUGUAGAUAUUCUGGUAUAUGGCCAUCAGAAUGCCUUCACAUGUAUGCCCAUGAUUUCAUGCAUUAGCUUUGCUAAACGCAUCACAUGGUGUAGUAUGUGGCUUUGUUAACUUCAUUGUAUGAUAUUCAACAUUUGCUUCGUUGAACAUAUCACAUGGUUUCAUUCAACAGAUUUGUUACAACACUGGGCACAUUAUAGAUUAUAGCACAGAAUGUGAUAUUCAUACUGUGUACUUGUACCAUUCUGUUUGGGGCCUUUAUUAUAUCUACUCUGGCCAUGGUCUGUAGAACUGUUAUAAGAACAAGUGCAAUUUGAUAUUUAUUGACACACACAAUAUAUUUGUUGUUUAACAGGUUAAUUAAAUUAAUUAAAAGUGCUCUUUAAAAUUGUAUGCAUAAUUUCACUUCAUAUUGUCAGUUUCCAGUAGUUGUAUAUUUUAUUCUUCAAUUUUGGUGCAAUAAAUCAAGCUUUACUCUUUCGGUGCUAACUUCUUGCUUUUUUGUAUAUGUUUUAAAGUUACAUUUUCCAUACUUUUCCCAGUAUUUUGUUUCAUUAAUUGUUAUUAUGUUGUUGUGUGAGAUUGUCCUCCAUGUUUUUUUUUUCUUUCUGAUGAGUAUAGCUACGCCUAGUAAGAUUUGUAACUUUUUAUGGUAUUGUAUAGUCAUAAAUUUGUGUCAGACUUUUUAUUUUAUUUGUGCGUAUUUUAAUCAGUCAUGUGAUGUGCUAUGUAAUUCCACAGUGCCAUAGUGCUUGAACUAUAACACUUAUUCAUUGUACAGAAAUAAGAUCCGAGCCAUAAUCAGAACUUUGAUCAUUUGAUCUUUUUUCAUGUAAUUAUUCUGAUACAUUGAAGUCAUUUAUACGAUCAAGUUCAGAACCAAAGCCAUUACAUCACAUGUUUGCAACAUUAGAACCUGAAAUAACAAUGUCGACAAAUGUUGUAUCUUUCAGAAACAGCAAGAAUUUAUCUUAAGAUUCUGUAUGGUGUUUUGCCUUCAACAUGUAACCAUCAUUUAUAAUUAAGUUGCAUGGUAUUAAACAUAUCAAAUAUGAGGCGAGAGUUUGAUCAGUUAUAACCUUAAAUAUUGGUCAUGUUUUUUCAAUGUUGUUUCAUUUCAGCUCAUUUUUUGUGCAAAAGCGUUCAGUGGACAGUGCAUUCAAAAUAGUUAACAAAUAUUUCAUAAAGAGUUAAAUAUUUAGAAGAAUUACAUUUUUCUGAGCUAUGAAAUUGGAUAUAUCACAGUUCAAAUUAGAGCAAAUUUGGGGCAUUCUUCUUUUUGCCAAAUACUCAAAUACGCAAACAGUCAUAACAGUCUUUGCCUAAAGAAAUAAAUAUGAAUCCACAGUGGAAACACUACUGGGUUACCGGUACCCCUGUCUUUUCUAUUGGUUGGCUAGAUACUGGGUUACCGGUACUCCUGUCUUUUCUAUUGGUUGGCUAGAUACUGGGUUAC